Messenger RNA from Sparassis crispa, 2940 nucleotides. RefSeq lists its product with no specific name. The record is from RefSeq and is a predicted model, not a curated record. Lineage: Eukaryota; Fungi; Basidiomycota; Agaricomycetes; Polyporales; Sparassidaceae. Gene Ontology annotation, molecular function: GTPase activator activity. Gene Ontology annotation, biological process: activation of GTPase activity; signal transduction. The transcript has 5 exons. Bases 1 to 2940 code for a protein of 979 amino acids.
AUGACCAUGUCGAGACUCUUGGCUCUGAUUUCCAUACGCACUGUGCUCUACGCGCUUCCCACUUUAACACCCUUGCGCGAGAGCUCGCAGUCGAAGAACACUACUCCUGUGCAGGUCUCAGGAACAGCGUUAGCUUUCUGCAGUAUGCCUCUAUUCACUCGUCACACCAAAAGGCCGCCUUCGCCAGAACCAGAGUUGGCAGUGCCGCAUUCCCGUGUUCGUUCUCCCAGCGUAUCCCACAAGUCCUCGGAUCCGGCUAAACCGCACGGAUACAGCAAAGGGGGCUUGCAGAGAGAUGCUCAAUACUCGCAAGGUGGCGUUGUCCGGCAACCAAGCGAACCUCAUCGAGACCCUCGGUCGGAAGCUCAUUUCUCUGCCCAUCCUUCAGCGAAACCGAUGCUCAGGCAACCGUCGCGCCGGGGAAGUACUGGCCAAGAGAGGCGCGAACGCCAGCGCGCCCAUGCCGUGUCUAUAGCUCUCGAUCGCGCCCCUUCUGUAUCCGACCCUCGGGAUGCGACGACUGGACUCCGUGAUUACGCUCUCGUUGGUGACGAGUCGCAGUUGUCCCCGGUACACUCGAGCGUCCGCUCGAUCCGCACAAUCGACACGGAACCUGAUCGGCUAGCCAGAACUUGUGGACAGGGGCCGAUCAGUAUGCGCACUGCCCGCCCGCGUCCGCUUUCGAGCACCACAACGCCGCGGAUGCCGUCGGCGGCACGGGAAGCGCAGUACAUAGCGCAGCCUACAUUGGGAGAGGAUGAAGAUAUAGGCAAAUACGCGUUGUCCAGCGGUGGUCAAGUCUGCUCCUUACGUGCUCGUCGCUCUCCAUCUUCGCACGCGCACUCCUUCGUACCAUCCUCUUCCUUGGUUCCUAUGACUCUUCCGUAUAAGCAACAGCCCGACGAGGAUGACCAUGAGUCCCCAGCGUUAUUUCGGACGCCAGAGCCGCGUCCGGUGCUGAAGUCGCUCAGCAAGCUGUUGCAAAGGCAGGGACAGCGAUUACAGGAUUACAUUGAAGUCGAGGAGCUGCUCGAGGACAAGGAGCGUGAGGAGAAAGAUAGGCAAGCUAUAGCGAGGAGGCUGCAGUCGUUGCUUCUAGAUGGUCCCCAGAAUGGCGACGGAAAGGACACCAAGUUUCGUGUCUUUGGUGCGUCCUUGCGGGAAGCAGCGACCUAUGCACCGACGACCGCUGUGUUGUGCGGGUAUCAGCAUAACCUUCCUACUGUCGUGUACGCAUGCAUCGAGGAACUCUAUCGCACGGGUAUAUACCAGCAAGGACUGUUCCGUGCUCUCCCCAAUCGCGCUCGCCUCUUCAAACUCGUUGGUUCAUUCAACACUGCCCCUCCUCCCUUUUCGCCUGCUCCGUACGAGCUGCCGACGGUGCGCCAGGAAUCUAUGCCGAACAUUUGCGCGCUCCUCUCUACGUACCUGGAUGCUCUUCCGGAUGCUCUGUUGAACCGCACCUUCCAUAACGCACUUUGGAGCUGGUGCAUCCGGCCAUCGGUAGCCAGAGAGGAAGAACAACGCGCGCGAGAAAUGUCGCCCGAGCAGGAUGGCGACUCGUACUCCCGAUCCAAGAGGCGGCGGAAGCGAUCUCAGUCUGACCCCUUCGUAAAGGGUUCUCCUUCCGCUCGGGACAUGACGCAAGAGGAGUUGCGACAACAGGAACUGGAUGCGGAGGCUCCACAGAUUGCCAUAGCACAGCACAUCUUCCGCCUCCUUCCUCGAGAGAACUUCUCGUUACUCUUCUACCUGUGCGCGUUCUUCACACAGAUCCCACUUUGCCCGGACAAUGGGAUCGUCUUUGAGGACGUCGCUCGUAUCUUCGGGCAUCGGCUCUUAGGCGGACCGAGCAAGAAUGCAGCCAGAUUGAUGAUGGUGUGGCUGUUGAAUAGAUGGGGACGAAUCUCCGAGGGAUUUUUCGACGCUGAGCAGGAGGCAGUGUCCAAGAGGGGCUCCAGAAAGAGUACCGUUCAAGUAGGUGCCCCGGAUUUCAAUGCGGAGGAACGAAACCGAAGGGCAUCAUACCCCACAAGAAUGGCUGACAGCAGCCGUGUGCACCUGACAUAUAUUGACCAGUGCGACACGUAUACCGAGUUUGAGCGCGCGGUUCAUUCGCAGAUGCAAGAUCAUCUCGGCUUGCCUGCACGGCGACCAUACUCCUCGUUCUCGUCAGAUGCAUCCUCCAGCACGUUCACGUCCACGACGGACAGCGAGCUCAGCGACUUCUCUGGACAGCCCAUUUCUAGGUCUUCCCUUGUACCAAGGACAGAGGGCGACGACCAGAAUCAACGAGUGAGCAGUGGAAAGGAACCGUAUGCGCCAAACAAUGUCGCCAUUGUGAGGACGCAGGACUAUGUUACUUUCCCGGGUCAUCCUCCCGGCGAUCGCGAGGUGAUCGAAUCACCGUACCCUGAUGCAGAUAGACACGGUACUUCUCCGUCUGACACUAUGUAUCAAAUGAGCAGAGUCGAGUCAGCGGCCGAUUCUGCCAGUAUUUACUCCGCCGGCGAAGAUGAUGCCACGUCUUGCGAUGAAACAGAGUCGCGAUCACACGAGUCCGACGAACAGUUUAGUCCAUUACACCGAGUGGAGCGCCAUCCCCCGAAUCUGUCGUCUCGACUUGCGGACUCUACCUUCCUCCCUACCGAUCUGUCUACGUCCAACCGUGAGCUCUCUUCCGCCCGCGACCGUAUUGCCCAGUUAGAGCGUGCCCUUGAGCUCGCUGGCGCAAGAACGCUUGAUGGUGGACCCGCCGACGCAGAGCGAACUCCUCGCCAGCAAACCCGUUAUCAGUCCGACCAAACAAGAAACGAUACUGCGAGCGCCGUGCACAGCGAGACACGGAGACAGCUACAGGUUGCGCUCAGCCAGCGUGACGACGCUCGGAAGCUUAUGCUGAAUUUUAAGAAAGUAAUUGAGGGCGCACUCGAGAAAUAA